Molecule: messenger RNA, 213 nt
Organism: Botrytis byssoidea
Lineage: Eukaryota; Fungi; Ascomycota; Leotiomycetes; Helotiales; Sclerotiniaceae
Exons: 1
Coding region: 1-213 (70 amino acids)
Source: RefSeq, a predicted model, not a curated record
AUGCACAUAUAUCUCAUUAGAUCAACGAGUCCCAUACCAAUCCAUCCCAAUCUGUCUUCGUAUCCUAUUCCACCUACGGAAGAACUUCACCACAAGCUCACACAAGCACUAUACAAUAAUCAAACGAACGAUUCCAACAAGAAGAAGAAGAAGAAGAAGAAGAAGAAAAGAGUCCCUAAGUACAAGAAAUACACCAAAGAGCGAGGAAGGUGA